AAAAAAAAAAAUUUUUUUUUAAAUUUAAAAAAAAAAAAAAGAAAAAAUAUUUCUUACAAAAAACUAUUUAAUAUUUUGUGUGUGCGUGUGUGUUUAAUUAAAAUAAACAUUUUUUCGUUUUAAGUAAAAAAAUAUUUUUUCAAAAACAAAAAAAAAAUUUCUUAAAUGAUUGCAUAAACUAAAAAAUUAUAACAUUUAUUUUAUGUUCAUCACUGCCUAAGCGUAAAUUAAUAUACUAAAGCGAGACAAAAAAAAAUAAUUAAUUUAAUUUUUUCCUAUACAAAUAAAAUUUUUAAAACAAUUUUAAUUUUAAUAAAAAAAAAAAUUAAGAGUGAUUUUAAUUUUAAAUAUUAAUAAUAUUAAAAAAAAACUAUUUGCAAAAUUAAAUAUUAAAAAUUUAUAAAAAAAAAAAAUUUUAAUUAACUUUUAAAUUAUAUAAAAAUAUAUUAAAAAAAAAAAACAAAAAAUUAAAAAUAAUGGACCCUUUAAUAAAUUUAUUUUUAUUAAAAAUUUAUUUAAAUAAUUUUAUUAAAUUUUUAUACAUAAAAUAUGAGAUUUAUAUUUAAAAAUAAUCAAGAAAAAUUAAUAUAAAAUUAAAUAUAAUAAAAAUAAACAAUUUAAUUAAUAAAUAUUAAAUAUUAAAUUUUUUAUAAAUAUAGAAAAAAAGAAAAACAAGAGAGAAAGAAAUAAGAAAUUACAAUUGAAUUGAAAAUUUUAAUUUUUUUUUUCUUCAUAAUUUUUAAAUGACUAAAAUAAUUUUAUAAUGAAAUUUAGUACUUAUACUUAACAAAAUAAAAUUAAUAAUUUUAUAAUAACUAUAAUUAUAAAUUAUAUAUAAACAAUUUAAUUUUACAUUCAAUAAAAAAUAAAAUAAAAAAUUUAACAAAAAAAUUUGAGUGUGUUUUUAUUUUUAAUAAAAAAUUUUAUACAAUAAAAUUGCAAUUUAACAAACAAAAAAAUUUUAAUUUUUAUUAAAAUAAUAAUUAAUAACGACAAACAACGGUAAAUUUAAUUAAAAAAAAAAUUAAUUUUUAAAAUUAACAUUAAAAAUUCGUAAUACUUGUACAUAAUUUGUAUAACAACUUAUUAAAUUUGAAAAAAAAAAAAAUAAAUAAAUAAAAACAUUUUAUUAUUAAAAUUAUACGAAAAAAUUAUUAUUAACAUUAAAUAUAUAUAUAUAUAUAUAUAUAUAUACGAAGAGCAGUAAAAUAUUAAAAUAAUUUUUUUUUUUUACUUUCUCUACAUAAUAUAUAAGUUAUUAAACUCUCUCUCUCUCUCUCUCUUUACGCAGCUCUAAAUAUUUUUUUGAAAUAUUAUAAUUUUUAUAUUUAAAAAAAAAAAAAUAAAUAAAUAAACAAUUAAAUUACCAAAAAAAAAAAAACGAAAAAAAAAAAAAAUUAUUAAUUUAUAAAAUAUGGUACCACAACAUACUCAAGAUACAUCUGUAACACCACCAUCACCAACUAUAGCUAAUGGUGGACUUAAUACAAAUAUAAUAUUAAAUAAUACAAAUAACGGUAAUAAUAAUAAUAAUAAUAAUACAUUUAAUAUGGGUCCUCAACAUCAACAACAAAUUGAACAGCAUCAAAUGCAAUUACAACAUCAACAAAAUUUACAACAUCAACAAGAAUCGCAACAACAGCAACAAUUACAACAACAACAACAACAACAACGUUUAAUACCAAAUAAUUUAUCUGGUGUUAUAUUUGGAUCACAACUUGUGGAUAUUAAUUCCAGUACACCAUAUUCUGAUGCAACACAGGUACGUUUUCAAUACUUGCUCUUUUUUUCUCAAUUUUUUUAUGGGAUUCCAUCAAUUAUUUGGGAAUAAAAAUAUAGAAGAAAAAAUUCUGUGUGAGUAAAUAUAAAAAAAAAAAACUUUUAAUUAUUUUAAUUAAUAUCAAAUAAAAAAAAUAAAAAACAAAAUCCUAAAUAAAUGAAUGAAUAAUAAAAUUAUUUGAAAAUAUGUAAAAAAAAGAGCAACAACAGAAAGAGCAAAAAGAGAGGUUGGAGGGAAGGGUCCUCGCAAUAUGCUUAAAGUAUUUUAUUUUUUCUCUUGAACUUUUUUGACCUUGAAAAGUUCUUUAACAUUUUUUUUAACAAUUAAAGCACAUAAUAUUUUCUUUGAGUGCAAGAGCAAAAAAAAACUCUUUUCCAGCAUUUAAAAAUUUGUGUUUUUGUACCGUUAUUAUGCUUCUUAUAUACAUUCAAUAUUUUGGAAUAAUUGGAAUGUACACUCAAAGAAAAUAUGAAGGAAAAUUUCAUAAAUAAUUUUUUAUUUGUUAUAAUUUUUUUUAAAAUAUAAUUAAUAAUAAUAUUAUUUUAUUUAUUCAUCAAAUCAACGGAGUAAGGCUAUUAAAAGUUUAUUUAUUAAAAUUAAUCACUCAAAUCUCAAAAAAAUUAAAUUAAAAUAAUAAUAAAUUUUUCUCAGUGUAUUCCUACUGGAAUACUACUGGUAUUCCUACCACCUGAGUGUAUUUAGGCUACUUAGAACAAUUGAGCUCUUCCAUUUUGAAGUAAUAUUUCUUUUGGUACUGUAACUCCUCGCUUAAAAUAGACUCUUUGAUAUUGAAUUUCUAAAUUUUUAAUACCAUUUUCUCACUUGAUGUCAUUUCAAUCUCAUUAAAAGUAAUGUGUCCUUAUAAAUAACUCUAAAUUGGAGAGUUCAUUUUUCUGUUAUAAAAAAAUUAAACUCGUUCCGAGUCAUUCCGUUCAUAGUCUCAAAAAUUACCCUAGGCGAGAAAUUACCCUAUAACUUUAAAUGUGCCUUACAACUGUUAUACUGAGAGAAAAAUUUGAAUAAAAUAAAUACAUACUUAGUUGUAAGAGUAUGGUUUUGUGAGUAUAUCACUAAUAUAUUUUAUUCUCAUUAAUUAUUACUAUUAUAACAACAAGUAAAUUCACAUUUAAUUGGAAAUUAUCCCUUAAAUUCUUUAUUUUUAAUAAUAUGUAGGUACCAUAAAAUUAAUUUUUAUUCUUAAUAUUUACACAUUUACAUUUUUAUUUUAUUUAAUUGUCAUAGAUUUAUUCCAAGUCAAUAAUAAGAAACAAAAAAAGA
This is a messenger RNA of Condylostylus longicornis, 3058 nucleotides long. RefSeq names its product myb-like protein Q. The coding region runs from base 1415 to 1831 and encodes 138 amino acids. The record is from RefSeq and is a predicted model, not a curated record. Lineage: Eukaryota; Metazoa; Arthropoda; Insecta; Diptera; Dolichopodidae. The transcript has 2 exons.